Gossypium raimondii (Peruvian cotton) is the source of this 2874-nucleotide messenger RNA. RefSeq names its product receptor-like protein 33. Lineage: Eukaryota; Viridiplantae; Streptophyta; Magnoliopsida; Malvales; Malvaceae. Gene Ontology annotation, molecular function: protein binding. The transcript has a single exon. Bases 1 to 2874 code for a protein of 957 amino acids. The record is from RefSeq and is a predicted model, not a curated record.
AUGGUGGGAUACCAUUCGCCUACCUUCAAUCUAUUACUUUGUUUCCAUUUCAUAUCAGUUUUAUGUUCUCCUUCUUCACCAACACAUUUGUGCUCUCCUAACCAAAGUGCUGCCUUGUUCCAAUUCAAAACCCACUUUUCCAUUAACCAAACUGCUUCUAAAGAUUGUGAAUAUUCUUAUCCUAAGGCUAAGACCACCUCAUGGAAGAAGGGUACAGAUUGCUGCUUAUGGGACGGAGUGAGUUGUGACAACAUCACCGGUGAAGUCAUCAGCCUUGACCUCAGUUGCAGUUGCCUUUCUGGCACAUUCCCUUCCAACACCACCUUUUUCCUCCUUUCAAGUUUGCAGAGGCUGGAUUUAUUCUUCAAUGAUUUCAGGAAAUCCAAAAUUUCCUCCAACUUCGGUCGCUUUCCAAGCUUAACACAUCUUAACCUUUCCUAUUCAUGGUUUUCAGGUCCUGUUCCCCACGAAAUCUCCUAUCUCUCCAAUUUAGUUUCACUGCAUCUUUCCGACCGUCCAAUUUCAGAUCUCAUUGGCUUUCAAGCGCCUGGACCAAUUUUGAAACUUGAAAAAUCCGCUGUAAACGGAAUAGUGCGGAACUUGACAAAGGUAAGGGAGAUCUAUUUGGAUGGAAUAGACAUGUCAUCCAUUGAUCCUAAUUCCUUCGUCAAUCUUUCUUACUCUCUCACAUCUCUCAGUCUUUUUGGUUGUCAUUUGCGGGGAAAAUUGCCAGACAACAUUUUCAAACUUCCCAACAUCGAGUACCUGAGUUUGGAUGAAAACUCUAAACUCACUGGUCAGUUUCCAAAAUCCAAUUGGAGCAGUCCCCUAGUGAUUUUGAGCGCAUCCUUUACGUCUUUGUCUGGAGAAUUGCCUGAAUCAUUUGGAGAUUUAAAGUGUUUAGCGGGUUUGGAUCUAUUGUCUAGUAACUUCUCUGGAUCAAUUCCUAGAUCACUAGGAAAUCUAACUCAGCUAGGAUUCUUAUUCCUUUCACAUAACUAUUUUAGUGGUAAGAUUCCUUCUUCACUUACAAACCUCGCAAAACUGAGCCUUCUUUCCCUUGAAUGGAACCAAUUAGAGGGCUCUCUUCCUGAUACCCCAAAUGCAUUUCCAAAUCUAGGCUUUCUUGAUUUAUCUAAUAAUUUACUCAGUGGUACAACGCCAUCUUGGCUUUAUACCAUUCCUCUUGUACUUUUAAAUCUUGGAAACAAUCAAUUCAUUGGUCAUAUCAGUGAAUUCCAAAAUAGACUUUUAAGUUUGAACAUGUUAGUUUUGAAAAAUAACAGCUUUCGAGGUCCGAUUCUAAGCUCAAUUUCUAAACUUGUGAACCUCUCUUUCCUUGAUUUAUCGUCGAAUAAACUCAACGGUACAAUAAGUUCGGACAUGUUCUCAGAGCUUCACAGUCUCCAAUAUCUUGAUCUUUCAUCUAAUACCCUGUCGCUGAGCUCCAACAACAGCGUCACUUAUGUCUUACGUAAUCUUGAGCAUGUAAAUUUAAGUUCAAACAUCUUCAAUGAACUUCCUAGAUUUUUACAAGGGUCAAAAAAUUUAAGUGUUUUAGACUUUUCCAAUAAUAGAAUUCGUGGCCGACUGUCCAAAUUUCCUUGGAAAGACAUUGAGUUAUUAAACCUCCGCUCGAAUUUCAUUGAAGGUGAUCUACCGGAAUUACCCCCUAAUAUCAGAUUCCUAUCAGUCUCAAACAAUAGUUUGACUGGAACGUUGUCAGGUAUAUGCAAUACGAAAUUUAUUGAGAUUCUCGAUUUGUCUCAUAAUGAUUUCAGUGGAGUCAUCCCACAAUGCAUCGGAAGCUUUAGCCAGAGUCUUUCAUCGUUGAACUUGAAGAUGAAUAAGCUCCAUGGAGCCAUUCCCUCGACAUUUGCUAAAGGAUGUGCAUUGAAGAAUCUGAACUUGAAUAGCAAUCAUUUGGAAGGGCCAUUGAAACCUUCAAUCACCAACUGCAAAGACUUGCAAGUUCUAGAUGUUGGCAACAACAUGAUAAAUGAUAGCUUUCCUCAUUGGAUCGAGGCAUUAUCAGAGUUACAAGUUCUUGUACUUCGUUCCAACAAAUUCCAUGGUCCAAUAACGGCUCCUACGAGUCCUCAAUCUCUUCUGAAAUUGCGAAUAGUUGAUCUCUCCUGCAACAACUUUUUUGGUCCUCUGCCAACCGGCUACAUAAAAAAUUUCAAAGGAAUGAUCAAUAUUCUUGACGAUGGCAAAGGUGUGAGAUACAUGGGGGAAAGAAAUUACUCGUAUGAUUAUUCUGUUGCUAUAGCUGUUAAAGGGUUUGAGAUUGAAUUGAUGAAGAUUUUAACUAUUUUCACAAGCAUUGAUCUCUCAAGCAACAACUUUGAAGGACAGAUUCCAAGAGACAUCGGAGAGCUUAGUUCGCUACGAGGUCUUAAUCUUUCUCAUAACAAUCUCGUUGGGCAUAUACCAUCAUCACUUAGAAACAUGACUAGGCUUGAAUGGUUGGAUCUUUCGUCCAAUAAGUUGAGUGGGCAAAUUCCAACGGGAUUGCUAGAUUUGACCUUCCUUUCCUCCUUCAACGUUUCAUAUAAUCAACUUGUUGGACCCAUACCAAAAGGCAAGCAGUUCAACACUUUUGAAAAUGGUUCGUACCAUGAAAAUGAGGGCUUAUGUGGCGUUCCACUCUCUAGAGGCUGCAACAACAACGUGUUGGGGCAACCACCUCCUGCACCGUGGAUGAACUCUGAAGAAGACGAUGGCUCAAAGCUUGAAUUUGGGUGGAAAGCUGUUGCGAUCGGUUAUGGAUUUGGAUUCAUAUUUGGAGCGGCAAUCGGAUGUGCUCGUCUUAGAACCGGUAAGCCCAAAUGGCUCGUGACCUUGUUUGAAGCUCGAAGACGAAGAAGGUGA